Messenger RNA from Humulus lupulus (European hop), 2358 nucleotides. RefSeq lists its product as uncharacterized. The transcript is spliced from 4 exons. The record is from RefSeq and is a predicted model, not a curated record. Bases 1 to 2358 code for a protein of 785 amino acids. NCBI's taxonomy places the organism in Eukaryota, Viridiplantae, Streptophyta, Magnoliopsida, Rosales, Cannabaceae.
AUGGGGGUUCCUAAGGAAUUUUGUUUGACAAUAAUCUAUGGAAGAAAUACGAUUGAGGAAAGGAAGAGACUUUGGCAGGCUAUGUUUUCACUAUUAUUUCCUGUCCAACCUUGGUUAGUGGCUGGGGAUUUUAAUGCAAUGUUUGACUUUGAUGAUAGAGUAGGAGAUCGGCCUAUUACGGAUUUGGAAGUUGAAGAUGCCCGUAAUUGGAGGGCUAGUUGUUUGAUGUCUGAGCUUCAUAGGAUAGGUGCUCACUAUACUUGGUCUAACAAGCAGAUGGAAGGGUCCCAUAUAUUCUCUAAAUUGGAUAGGGCUCUUAGUAAUGAAGCUUGGGUUGAUGCUUUUCCCAACUUUGAGGCUCGUUUUAAUUGGGAUGUUCUAUCAGAUCAUUGUUAUUGUAUUAUCAAGAUUAAGCUGAACAGAUUGAAGAUGGUUUUGACUCAGUUUAAUAAAUUGCAAGUUGGUGAUGUCACUGUUCGUUACUCAGCAGCCAAGGAAAAGUUUCAGCAUGCUCAAUUUAAGCUUCAGCAGGAUCCUCUCUCACCUGGUUUUCAGCAAGCUGAGCAUGAAGCGAAUAUUGAAUUUGUUCGAAAAUCCAAAAUGUAUGAGAGUUUUCUCCAGCAAAGGAGUAAGAUCACUUGGCUGGGAUUUGGAGAUGAAAAUACUUCCUAUUUUAUUGCUAGUCUAAAACAGACGACAGCUUGUAAUAGGAUUACAGCCUUCUUUGAUGAGCAUGGUCAGAUUAUUGAUUGUUAUGAUGCUGUGGUUAAUCAUUUCAAGGGAUUUAUGGGUAGUCCUAGCCCAACUAUUACUAAGAUUCAACAAGAUUGUUUUCAGCAUGGUACUAUUCUGAAUUUAGAUCAGCAACUCAGUUUAGUUAAGCCAUUUAUGAAGAGGGAUGUGAAAUUUGCUAUGUUUAGUAUUCACUCUGUUAAUAGUCCUGGUCCUGAUGGGUUUGGUUCGGGUUUUUUUAAAUCCAUGUGGAAGGAUUUAGGGGAUGAGAUUUCCACUGCUAUCUUAAAAUUCUUUGAAUCUGGCCAAUUACCAACAACACUUAACAUAUCUAUUAUUUCCCUUAUUCCUAAGGUCGAAACUCCUUCCACAACAGCCGAUUACAGACCAAUUGCAUGUUGUAACACCUUAUACAAAUGUAUUUCAAAAAUGCUUUGUGUGAGGUUGGCCAAUGUUCUCCCAUUGCUUAUUCAUCAGAACAAGGGAGCAUUUAUUCAACAUAGAUCUUUAACGCAUAACAUUUUCAUACUUCAAGAUCUCCUCAAGGGCUCCUCCAGGAAUAAUAUUUCAACUAGAUGCUUGAUAAAGAUGGAUCUAAGCAAGGCAUAUGAUUCCAUUGAUUGGUACUUCUUGGAGGAUCUGUUAAAUGCGUAUUGUUUUCCUAGUCGCUUUAUUCAAUGGAUCAUGGUGUUUUUGAAGGGGGCUUCCUAUUAUUUAUUACUGAAUGGAAGGUUAUAUGGGGGUUUCAGUGGUAUGAAAGCUGAAUUCGUCAACUUAUGCUUUGCGGAUGAUCUUAUCAUCUUUUUCAAGGGUUCCUUUAGGUCAGUUCAACUUCUUCAUGCUGGUUUUACCAAGUUUAGUCAGGAUUCCAGUCUUACUAUGAAUUUAUCUAAAUCCCACAUUUAUUUUGGUGGUGUUCAUUCGGAUGAAAAGAAGAGAAUCAUGGAGUGCUUGAACAUUGAGGAGGGAUAUUUCCUUUUAAAAUAUCUGGGUUUGUUUCUUAGACCUACUAAAUGGAAGGAGAUUGAUAGGUUAUGCAGGAACUUCUUAUGGGGAGCUAAGGGCAACCGGAGUAAGUUGCAUUUGUCUUCUUGGGAGCAGGUUUAUUUACCUAAGAGCAUGGGGGGUAUUGGUUUUAAAGAAGGGUCGAAAUGGAAUGCAACUUUGAUGGCCAAAUACAUUUGGGCAAUAUCGACUAAGCAGGACUCUUUAUGGGUCAAAUGGGUGGAAACUAUCUAUCUCAAAGGGAAAAAAUUCUUGUUGUAUAGCCUUCAAUCUAAUGUGAGUUGGUAUUGGAGGAAGCUCAUUAAGCUGAGAGAUGCUUUCUCUCAUGACACUUUGCUGGCUUCGGUUACCAAGGGCAAACUGAACACUUCUAUUUUGUACAAUCAGAUGAUUCAUAAGGAAAAGGCUAGUUUUGCUAAGGUGGUCUGGUGCAAAAUGUCGACUCCAAAGCACAGAUUUAUCAUUUGGCAGGCGGUUUUAGGUCAUCUUCUUACAAGGGAUAACUUGAUUAAAUGCCACGUUCAGGUGGAUUCUAGUAUUUGCCCUGUUUGUGAAAUGGGAAUUGCGUCUCAUGCCCAUCUAUUCUUUGAUUGUUCUUUCUCUCAGAAGGUGAUGCAGUAG